CCGGUGGAGCUCGCCGUCGUUCAUGGCCUCCCCCACGCCCCCCUCCUCUCGCCCCUCCCCUUCCCUCACCACCCAACCGAACCAACCAGCCCACCAACCCGAAGAGAAAAGCGAGCGGAGGCGAGAUGGCGACCGGACGCGAGGCCGGCGAGGCGGCGCCGGGGGAGGAGGAGGAGCAGAGGGAGUGGGCGGAUCUGACGCCGGUGUGCCUGGCGGAGGCGUUCUCGUGGCUGGGCCUGGAGGACCUAUGGUGCGGCGCCAUGGCGUGCUGCCGCUCCUGGCGGGCGGCCGCGCGCUCCCGGCCGGCGCUCUUCGCCGCGCUCGACCUCCGUCCGGCUUUCGAGGCCGUCGGUGCUGCACUUCUGGGCGCCGCGCUCGACCCCACCACGCGCCGGCCAGGUUCGCCGCCUAGGCGACGGGUGGGACGAUCCGUCAGAGGAGGGGGCGCGGAGGGAGAGGAAGGUGGAGGUGGCGCAGAGCAAACUGCCGAGAAGCUGCAGAGCCAGGCCUCCCCCGACGACGAGUUCGAGAACGAGAAGUUCGAGCUCCAGAAGGAUCUGUUCCAUGAGGUUGAAACUGUGGAUGUCUACUCUUCCAUAAGCUGUCUGGAUCUUCGUACUCUUGCUGUGCUGGCAAACUCCACCCUGUCCAGCUCAAGGUUGGAAUGUCUAUUGACCCAAAGCUGUUCCAAAGCUGUUUCUGUCAAACUUCCCAGCAGUCUCUUUGAUAUUAGGUCUCUUAAUUAUUGGAAAGACACUGGUAGUAACAUUUAUUGGUAG
Molecule: messenger RNA, 779 nt
Organism: Triticum dicoccoides
Lineage: Eukaryota; Viridiplantae; Streptophyta; Magnoliopsida; Poales; Poaceae
Exons: 3
Coding region: 126-779 (217 amino acids)
Molecular function (GO): protein binding
Source: RefSeq, a predicted model, not a curated record